UUAUCAUUAUUCAAUAAUGGCUCUUUUCUGUAAGCACCUUGAUCAUAUCACAUUACAGGACAUGAAUAAGAAAAAGAAGAAAGAAAAUCCAAGUUUGAAACUUUGUGUGUUGCUUUUACUUAACCACUUGAGAAAAGGAAGGCCCAGUUCUCCAUUUAGUCAGUGAGAAUUUAUUUCCUAAGAAAAUCAUGAAAGCUUGAACCAUUUUAUGCAGGUUUUUCUUUUGUAAGAAAAUUUCUUCAGUUCUUAUCAUUUGAUUACUAAAAUUUCAAGUGGAGUUGGUUAUUUGAAUUUCUGCAAGUUCUUGGAGUACUGGCUCUAGACUAUUACAGCAAUGGCAAGAGUUGCAAGGACUUGUCUGCGGUCAAUAUUGAAAAUUGUGAAUUCGACUUUGGGACUUGUUGGCAUAGCAAUGAUUCUCUAUGGUUUUUGGAUGCUUAGAGUAUUGCAGAGAGACAUGGAAAGUCCAUCUUUUGAUGAUUUUGAUUCUACUGCCCUAUGGUUCAUAUAUACUUUUCUCAGCAUUGGUGUUGCCUUGUGCCUAAUUACAUGCCUAGGCCAUAUCUCUGCAGAUAGCUCAAAUGGGAUUUGCCUUUCUUGUUACAUGGUGAUUAUCUUCUUACUUCUCUUACUGGAAACAUUAGUUGCAGCAGAUAUACUCCUAAAUUCAGACUGGGAGAAGGAUUUACCUGAGGAUCCGACAGGGAGGUUCCAUGAUUUCAGAGAGUUUGUGGAAUCUAAUUUUGACUUCUUCAAAUGGAUAGCCAUGUUCAUCAUCUUAGUUCAGGGAUUUUCUAUAUUAUUGGCAAUGACUUUAAGAGCUCUUGGACCCAACAAUGGAUCCAAAUAUGACAUUGACGAGGAAUACACCUCGGCCAGGCUUCCACUCAUCAAUCCCCAUUCACAAACACCUCCGUACGUUGUCGGUGAACCACGGUUUUCGAUCAAGAAUGAUGCAUGGAAUGCCAACAAGUGAAGGAAAAACCACCAUAUUGCAAUCUGCAGUUUGAUACAGAGAGUCACGAGAGCAGGGAUCAUUGUCGAGACAGACAUUUUGGUUCGGUGGAAGAGCUUGGGAUCGAGAGGGAAUUGAUGGAAGCUACAGGCAUUAUCUAGUUACUAAGAAUUAUGAGCACUUCAGAAGCUUUUAAUCAAAAUACCUAGCCUGUGGAGUGCAUCACCAGCACUUGAAAUUGUUUGCAAUGCUAUGUUGGAGUAUUUGAGUA
Populus nigra (black poplar) is the source of this 1226-nucleotide messenger RNA. Its product is annotated as tetraspanin-19-like. The record is from RefSeq and is a predicted model, not a curated record. Bases 335 to 976 code for a protein of 213 amino acids. Gene Ontology annotation, cellular component: membrane. NCBI's taxonomy places the organism in Eukaryota, Viridiplantae, Streptophyta, Magnoliopsida, Malpighiales, Salicaceae. The transcript is spliced from 6 exons.